Messenger RNA from Cylicocyclus nassatus, 1275 nucleotides. Lineage: Eukaryota; Metazoa; Nematoda; Chromadorea; Rhabditida; Strongylidae. The record is from the annotation of a GenBank genome assembly.
AUGAUCGGCGCGUUGAGUGAUCCUCCGGAACCUUUAAUUCCGAUCAAUGCCGCUGGCAACGAUAAAGAAUCAGUCAACGCCGAGAGUCAAUUCGAUGUUUCGCCUCAAUCGAUACCUAUUGAUACUAUGGGACAAAUGGCGGAAAAUGUUGACAUGUUCAUGCCAACACCGUUGAACGCUGACGCGUACCGAUAUACAUUGCCGAACUGGCGGCCUCCUCUCUACCCUAUGGUCACUCCAUAUUACGGUAAUCUACAGUACAUGAACCGAAUUAACCCUUUGAUGAAUCGUUAUUAUCCACCGUAUCCCUAUCAAAUUGCAAAUCGCUUACCUUAUUAUCCACGCGUACCUCAGUAUCCGGUCAGAACCGCCUACACUUCGAUGCCGAGUGCGUUCGUUUUGGUAGCAAAUGUAAACCCUGGGCCUCUCCUGGCUGCUCAGCCGCAUUUCUCAGACGAAUUUGCUAGGACAAAAGUAGUUCCGCUAUGCUCAGCUACCGAACUGGACAAUCCACAGACAUGUUUGAGUAGGACGUUCAAAGAUGCCACGGCUCUUCAUCAUAUCAUAGUGCAGUGUGAUAAAUACACUAUCGACACAUGCAGCGGAUAUGUGGCAGUGAACAGGGCAGACAAAGCCAUAAUGAUGGCAUACAGGGGUACGGUUGGAGAACUGCAAAUGGCGGUAGAAGGAGAGGUGACUCUGUUCGAAAACAUGACGACGUGGGUAGCUGGAGGCACUGUAUCCAAAUACUUCUACAACGCCUUCAUGUCUGUAUGGAACGGUGGUGUCAAAGACGAUUUCCUUACCAGUGCUCACAAAUAUCCAGACUACGAGCUAUGGAUUGUUGGACAUUCACUCGGCGGAUCCAUGGCUGCACUUGCUGCUUCUUAUAUUGAAAAGAUGAAGUUGUUUGAUGGAAACAAGAUAAAAGUGGUCACUUUUGGGCAACCAAGAACUGGUAACCGAGCGUUUGCAGAUACUCAUGGGGAGCAAAUUCCUUACACCUUCCGUAUCACUCACGAUCACGACAUCAUCCCUCACCUCCCAUUGAAAGACAUGAAGCAGUACCACCAUCACAAAUCAGAGGUCUAUUAUCCCAACGACAUGACAACAGCAGACUACAUCGAAUGCGACGAAGAAGAAAGUCUAGGAUGCAGUGAUCGCUAUAUCGACACAGCAUUCAAUGAUCAUCAUCGUUAUUAUAACGUAUACAUCUCCAGAUGGGGAGAAGCUGGUUGUGUCGGUGACCCUGUAAACCCUACCGGAGUUCCAUGA